Salvia miltiorrhiza (redroot sage) is the source of this 738-nucleotide messenger RNA. Its product is annotated as putative pentatricopeptide repeat-containing protein At3g13770, mitochondrial. The record is from RefSeq and is a predicted model, not a curated record. NCBI's taxonomy places the organism in Eukaryota, Viridiplantae, Streptophyta, Magnoliopsida, Lamiales, Lamiaceae. Gene Ontology annotation, biological process: RNA modification. The coding region runs from base 1 to 738 and encodes 245 amino acids. The transcript has 3 exons. Gene Ontology annotation, molecular function: RNA binding; protein binding.
AUGACGCUACAAAAUCUUGGUUUGUUUCUCCACCAUUGCGCCAAAGCCAAGGCAUUAAGUCGUGGGGUUUCGCUCCACGCUGCAGCUAUCAAGACAGGAAGACUAGCAGAAACCUCCAUGUGCAAUCACAUUCUCAAUUUCUACGCCAAAUGUGGACUUCUUCACCUGGCCCACCAGGUGUUCGACGAAAUGCCGCACAGAUAUUUGGUUACCUGGUCCGCCUUGAUAUCUGGCUAUAACCUUUGGGAUACCCCCCACAAAGCGCUUCAACUUUUCAGCGAAAUGCACAAGCAUUUUAAGCCCAAUGACUCGGUGUUCUCGAGCGCUCUUAGCUCUUGUGCCCGCUCAAGGGACUUGAAUCUCGGGCAGCAAAUUCAUGCGCUCGCCUUUAAGCUGAGCUAUUGUUCCAUGCAUUAUCCGUUUUGCGAUAGCAGCUUUGUUCAGCCAACUCUAGUUUCCUACAACAUUGCAAUCACUGGGCUAGUGGAAAGCAAGCUCCAAGAGAAGGGAAUGGAGUUGUUUGUGGAAUUGCUUAGACGGGGGCUGCUUCCUGACCGGUUGACUUUCGCAGGAUUAUUAGGGGCUGGUGAAACCUUUGUUUCAAGAAUCCGACAAGGCGUUCAGGUGUAUUGGAGAAAAAGAUGUUGUUUCAUGGAUAGGAGGGCGGCGGCGAUUUUCCUGGAGGAGUGGGGGUGGGAGGCGGUGGAUAGGAGGGCAGAGGAGGAGGAAGAAGCGUAG